Carassius gibelio (silver crucian carp) is the source of this 2403-nucleotide messenger RNA. It is a transcript of the gene cxcl12a, whose product is annotated as chemokine (C-X-C motif) ligand 12a (stromal cell-derived factor 1). The transcript has 4 exons. The record is from RefSeq and is a predicted model, not a curated record. Gene Ontology annotation, molecular function: chemokine activity; chemoattractant activity. NCBI's taxonomy places the organism in Eukaryota, Metazoa, Chordata, Actinopteri, Cypriniformes, Cyprinidae. Gene Ontology annotation, cellular component: extracellular region. Bases 121 to 420 code for a protein of 99 amino acids. Gene Ontology annotation, biological process: immune response; axon guidance; defense response.
UUGAAGGUGGGGGUGUCUGGAGUAGAGCCUGCGCGUAGAUUUAACUCAGAGACGCAGUUGCUGCUGUCACAAUUGCUCCAGGAUUCUAAAUUGUGCAGAUCUCUUCUUCACACCGCAAACAUGGAUCUGAAACUAAUCGUAAUAUUCGCUCUGAUGGCGGUCGUCAUUCAUGCACCGGUUUCAAAUGCCAAGCCAAUUAGCCUGGUAGAGAGAUGCUGGUGCCGUUCCACAAUCAACACAGUCCCACAGAGAAGCAUUCGCGAGCUCAAGUUCCUCCACACACCAAACUGCCCCUUCCAAGUCAUUGCUAAACUGAAGAACAACAAGGAGGUGUGCAUUAACCCAGAGACCAAAUGGCUGCAACAGUACCUGAGGAAUGCCGUGAACAGAAUGAAAAAAGCCCAACAACAGCAGAGCUAAGAAGUCUGUCCAGAUGACAAGAGAAUCUGACAGCCCACCGUCACAGAUAUGUACCAUAUAGUCCUCUGGCAUGCUUGCUGACCCAGCACUUAACCUGCCAAAUAUGCAUCCCCAGUAAAUGACCACCAGACCAUCAUUGCCACCCAUGUAGUCUCCUCUGUUAGCACCAAGUGCAAUUUUAUAUGUAUGACUGUAUUUUUUUCUUUUUUACAUAUGAUGUAUAUACAAUGUUUUUAUAUAUCGUCUUAAAACAGUAAAGAGCUAUUUUUGGAGUCGUGCUUGCUCCUUGUUUGUUGGGUUAUGUUGGGUUAGGCAGAACGGCAAUGAGAUAAUGAGGUAUUUUGGAGCAAACAUUCAAAACUCUGAAAUAUAUUUUAAUCUCAGAUGUUAAAGAAUAUGUGACUUUACAUUAGCAGGACUGAAUUUCUGACAAUUCAUAUGCAUGCAAGUGCUUUGACAGAAAAAUAAGGGCAUUGAUUUUUUACUAUUUCGUUAUGUAUUUUACUACUUCAUAACUUAGACAUCUGUAACAGCAUAAACUACAUGUAAACAUUAUAUAGCAUAUCAAAAAAAGAGUCACUUGUUUUUGUUCUUGGAAAGGCAGGUUACUUUGCAAAACAAACAUGAACAUUUACCCAAAUGGUUUUUGAAUGACUUUAUGUAAUAGGUUUGGUGGAAGGCAUUCGAACACCGAUAGAAAGUCUUUUGCAACGUUCUGUAUAUACCAAAACAUCUGUGCUUGCAAAUGUUAAUGGACCGAUCAGAGUGUGUGUAAGGAGCUUGGUGUCACAACAUAAUAAAUCUUGCUCCGGCAGAAUUAUGUAAUGAACAGAGACAUUAGAGACGUCAGUCAACAAAGAAAAAACUAGAGGUUAGUGAAUUAAAAGCAGUGUUCUGCAAAUACUAAUUCAUUCAAUGAUGAAAACUGAAUUUAAAGCAUGGUAGGCAUGCUAAUCUCAAAAAACUAAACAAAAUAAAAACAGCAGUGUUAGUGGAACAUUUGAGGCAGACCUUGAGGUAGAACUAAUUGAUGUAAUGACUACCUACUGUAUAUAUAACAAUGCACUUUAUAACCCCUUGUGACAUUGACAGAAAAAAAAAAGAUUCUGAAUGACACGCAUGACGUAGUGAAUAGUUCUAGUGUCUUUGUUUAGAUGUAGUUAUGACUGUAUUGCCAAAUGUAUUAAACAUCUGUAUCUUCAGCAUCAGAAUUAUUUUGGGGUUUAUUUAAUUUGAUUCCCCCCCUAGUGAAGAACAACCUAAGUGAGUCCCUUGGAAAACCAUUUUGUCUAGGAAUACACAUAAUGUGAACACCAAACAUUUAGCAAAGCAUGUCAAUGCCUUCUACCUCUCCAAAGAAAAUGAGUGUAUGGAAUUUGUGUUACAUUACUCCCAAUUUCAUAAUGUUUCAAAAUAUAUAUAAAAAAAAAAACAGACCUCAGAAACACAACCCUGAGGCACAAAAUCUAUAAAAAACCAGUACAGUACAUCUUGCAAAAAAUAUCAUGCACUCUUUGAAAAUGGCUAUUUCAGAAUGUGGUUAAAGCCAUAUAAUUAAUGAAUAUUUUUCAACAUUUAGAAAAUGAAAACAGACACAAUAAAUGUGAUGCCAAUAAAUAAACCAUUUCCAGGAUUAAACAGCAAAGUAAGGGUCGUUUAAUAUAUAUAUAUAUAUAUAUAUAUAUAUAUAUAUAUAUAUAUAUAUAUAUAUAUAUAUAUAUAUAUAUAUAUAUAUAUAUAUAUAUAUAUAUAUAUAUAUAUAUAUAUAUAUAUAUUCCAUCAAAUUGCCAAUAUUCUCAAUGUUGUAACAUAAGUAACUGUGGAAUAUACCGUCCUUCCACUCAUUUUUCCCACUUAAUGUGAAGAUUACUUCUGUGUAAAUGGCAGCUUAAAGCAUAUCUGUUGUUCUUUCUUUUGUAAGUUUGUAUAUUGACUUGAUUUAAUCCCUUACAUGUUGAUUUUGAAAUAAAUCAUGAUGAAGAA